This is a messenger RNA of Aegilops tauschii subsp. strangulata, 756 nucleotides long. The record is from RefSeq and is a predicted model, not a curated record. Lineage: Eukaryota; Viridiplantae; Streptophyta; Magnoliopsida; Poales; Poaceae.
AUGCCGCCGAGACCCGUCAUUGUUAACGCGCCAGAUGCCACGCUGCUCCACCUUCGUGAAGACCACCUGCUGCCACUGGUCCCAUCCUCUCUGCCAGCAGUUCCUCUAACUGAACACCUGAACACCCUAGGCAACGCCUCCAAGAAGGGCAGGACACACACAAUGUCGCCGCUGCCCAAUCUGAGGAGAUUUUGGGUUUUCACCUGGGCAUGGGGUUGGGGUGGAGAGGAGGGACCUCGACGACGCCUAAGGAAGAAAGUGGCGACCUUGGCCGUCGCCACCAUCGAGAUGAUCGAGUCAUCCAGAGUAUCCCGCGGUCCGAAGCCACCUCCACCAGCCCCCGACAACGCACUAGGACCGACGGCCAAGACCGCACCAAGUGGUGGCGGGAGAGAGGAUGCAGUGAAGAGGACAUCUACCGGCGAGCGCCGCCAGCCGAAGACGCUGCCGACAACAUUGGCGCCAUCCCCAACCCGCUGGUGGUCUGCCGGCUGCUCAAGCCAUCGGGAGCCCGCCAGCCUCGCCUCGCCACCGAACAGGGAGGCGCCAUCAAGGGGGCCGCCGCCCCAGGUCCAAGGCCCCCGACAACAACUGCCCGUUACCACGUCGCCGCCUCGCGCCACUGCCGGAGGCAGGCCGUCGCUCUGCUGCAAACCGGAUCAGGGGAUGCACCUCCACGCGGGUGGAUGCCCCGCCCCAUCCAGGCCCUACGCAGGGAGGAGGAGAGUACCUCUACCACCGCCGUCAGCCGCCUAG